UCCUUGAAAUGUUAAAAAGGAAAAAGAAAAUAAAAAAAUACCGCAAAACCCUGUGUAUCUCAGAAGCAAGGGAUUUGGGGAGUAGAUUGCCUGUAUGGGACCCUUAUGUUUCCAAACAUAAUGCUGAAAAGCUAACCAGCUUCCACCCAGGAUUCUCCACCCCCCACCCAACCAAUCCUUGUAUACACGGUCUCGUUGAGUACAAGCUGGCCAAAAACUUGAAAUUCUGUGCCUGUAGCCUUCCAGGAAGCUGGGAUUCCCCUCAAGGUGGGCACAUGUGCCCUCUGACCUCUGUUCACAUCACAACCCUCUGCUCAUGACACUGUCAUUCCCUGGAUUCUUUAUGACCUGCCUCUUGUCUACCUUGUUGGUGUUGGCAGAGUGCUACAUGCCCCGAAGCAGGACAUUUGCAACCCACAGAUUCUGACAUUUAACAUUUUCUGUUUGGGAAGUUUGGUUGUUUUUGAUCUGGCCUGAAUAAGCACCUCAAAGACAAAUCCCCAACUCAGGGGAGUUCCAGCUUCUGAAGCAAAAGGUUCCGGAAAUGAAGACCAACUUCUUAAGGGUGACUGGGAUCAGAAGAGUUUAGCCACUUGCUAGCUGGUGGACCCUGGGUGGAGCCCCCUCAUUUCUGCAGUCUCUGUACAAGGUUUCAGAGGAGUCUGAAACUGUGCCAAGUGGUAGUUACAUCACAGUUACUUGAGGCCAUUGUUAAAGGAUCCCCCUGCAGCACAGUCCUGGGCUCCUCUCCUAAAUGAGAUGGACCACACAAGCCAGUCCUCCUGAGUCCCUGGGUUGGGACCUGCUGGAGUGAAUAACCUCUGUAGCACCUGGCUGCGGACACACUGACCUGCUGACUCCAAGUGGGGCUUGGCCAGGUGCUGGUAGAGACUCCCAGAUCACCUAGGGCUGGUUCCCAGUUCUCUGGGGGAACUGAAGAGCAAAGCUCUUGGGCUUCCCUUGUAUUUUUCCUCCAUUCCUGCCACAAGAAGGCAGCAGGCAGCAGGGCUCCUCUGGCCUGAACCAUAGACUGGGCCAACCCAGAGGUUGAAAAAAUAGAAAAAACAGGUCACAUCCUGCCUUUAUCAGGAAAAGAAACACAGCUCAACCUGACAGAGGGGCUUGCAAGAGUCAAGGAGCCCCUUUAUCCCUGGAGUGAGCAAGCUCUUUGCCUUCCCUGCCCCAAGCUAUCAUGGUGCAGUCUGUUACCUUGGAGACCAGCUAACACUUAUCUCAGGCAAGCUGCUCUGUAGAGUUCUUUGGAGGAGCUUGGAGCAGAGAGGUCCUGCUGUGCCUUCUCCCAAAGAUGGAGAUGUAAAUGAAGAAACACAGAUGGAGCAUGGACAGAAACACUGACAGAGAUCCACAGAAGCAACUAAACCAGAAGACUAUGAAUGACGUCACCCAAAACUCACAGGAUGGCUUGCUGGUUACCCAUGUUAACCAGACCCAGGACUUACUGCAGCUGCAGAGAAGUGAGACCCAGACAUCAGCUCUGGAAGACUCUGAAGACUGGCUCGCAAUGCACAGUUUAAAGUUUGAGAAACUCACCUUGGCUGACCUGAUAAGCCAGGGCACGGUUGAGCUGGAGGAUCAGAACAAUGCUGUGCCCAAAGUGCAUUUCACCACCCAGACCAUCUACCACUUUACAUCAAGGCUUUCUGACACUAUUGAACUCUAUCAGCAGAGGAUGCGGUGGCUAACCGAGAACAGCAAGAAGGCAUUUGGCCUCAUCAAGGGAUCAAGAGUGGGCCUCCUCAUAGAUUCAUCGCAGGUCAGCAGUGGCCCUCAGACCGAGGAAUUCCAAAAUGACCUCACAAGUCUCAUUGAUGAGCAGCUGAGCCUCAAGGAAAAGCUGUAUGUCCUGACCUUUGGCGGCACCACCAACUUCCUCUGGCCGGACCCUGUGGAAGUCAGUGCUUCCAACCUCCAGGAACUCAAGCUCUGGGUAAAGACACUGCAACCCGAGGGAAGCAGCAACCUGCUACAAGCCUUGAAGAAAGUCCUUGCUCGGAAGGAGCUGAACUCUCUGGUGGCCAUACUGAGAAGCUGUCCAGAUCAGCCAUCUGAAUUCCUGUCUGACUUCAUCCAGCAGUCCACCCUGGGACGGAGCCUCUUCAUUCACAUAGUCACCUACAAAUGUGAUGAUCAUGUGCCCUCUGCUAUUCUGAAGAACCUCACAGAUGCCCUUGGGGGUUACUACCACUGCUACAGCCUAGAGUCAGAGCUCUAUACCAGUAGGGAUGUGGAUGAGCUCCUGGCAGAAACCCACAAGGCUCAAGGCCUCUUCAGCCAGCUGCAAGGCCUGUGCCACAACAACCCAUGUGAAGAGCUGUCCUGCAUGAUCGAAGAAAUUUCUACAGAGAUUGCCAAAGGGCCUUUCACCAGUCUGUUGCCUAAGCCUCCAAAGCAUGAAGCUCCUCUCACCAUCAAGUUCCCAGACUUGGACAAGACUUCUGCAGAAUGGCUGAAGAUCAAUGGUCUGAAAGCCAAGAAGUUAGGCCUUUAUCAGGUUCUGGCACCCAACGCCUUCAAUCCUGUGGAAGAAUUUGUGCCUAUUCUUCAGAAAACAGUAGGAGCUACUAUCCACGAGAAGGUAAUGGUACAAUUUGAGUGGCAUGAUGGGACAGUGAAGAACAUCCAUGUGGACCCGCCCGUCCUCUUUGAGUACCAGAAGCAGCUCGGGAAAGCUGUGCAGAUAUAUGAGAAGCGGCUCCAGUGGCUGUCCCUGACCAGCAGAAGAUUCUGGGGCACUGUCUGUCAAAGAAGGGUGGUUAUACUGCUGGACGUCUCGGUGACCAAUUCCAUGUUCAUUAUUCAUAUCCAGCACUCCCUGCGACUACUGCUAGAAGAGCAACUGUCCAACAAAGACUACUUCAACAUCAUCGCGUUUGGAAGCACAGUUGAGAGCUGGAGGCCCGAGAUGGUUGCUGUGAGCCAUGACAACUUACAAAGAGCCUGGCGGUGGGCCCUGGGCCUGCAGUGUCAAGGAAGCAGAAAUGUCCUCGGAGCCCUGCGGAAGGCCAUAGAAGUGGAUUUCAAGGACAAAACCAAACAUGAGUCUCAGGGCAUCUACCUCUUCACUGGGGGUGUCCCUGACCAAGAUGUGCACAUACUCAGCGCCUAUGUGGCAGAGGCCUGUGGGGGUUGCGACCUCCAGCUAAAUGUCUGUCUCUUCUAUGUGGGCGAACCACAGAUGGGCACCAUGCCCCCUGCCUGCUAUGCCAGCCGUACUGACACUGCUGCUGCCUACAAAGAGGUCACCCAGGCUGCCUGUGGUCGCUUCCACUGGUUUGGAGAGACAGGUAUUUAUGAGAGUGAUGAUAGCAACGCCAUCGUAUCUGAGAUAGAAAAAGCCCUCAACUACUCCCAAAAGUGUGCCUUCCUUGUGGCCUCCCUGAAGAACCAUUCAGGAAAAGAGCUGCUGACUGCAGCCCUCCAGAAAGACAAGCCAAGGACUCUGCAGCAAAGUCAGCCCAAGAAACUCUAUCCUCCCAAGCCCACAGCCCCCUCGGUGGCCAGAAUGAGCAUUAAAGAUGACGUGGAUGGAGAAACGAGCUCCCAGCUGAAAGCUCUGAGGUGUCACCCCCUCAAUGGUGAAACAAGGGUCUCUCCAGCUGCAGCCCAACCUGGCAAGGAAGGGACUGUGGAACAGAGGACGAAGGCCAACCCCAGAACAAAAGCAAAGCUCUUCCUGUUCUACACAGAGUCCGGGAAUAGUGUGGGUUCUGUGUACAAGAGGUACAGUCAAGGAAAACCCAUCAGAAGGAUUAAUUCUUCCAUUGAGCUGCCCAGGAAGGACACUCUAUGCUCAAGUCAAGAGUGGACAGCCACUUGCGGGCUGAAGAGACUGAAACUGGAGCUCUCCAAAUGCCUUGGUCCCAACUGUAGAUAUCAAAAGUCAGUACGGGGGUCGGCACUGGCCAGACACUGCAGUCUCUUCCCCAGUAUAGAGAUCAACGGAGUAGUGAGACACAUCCAGUGGACGCUGCGAGAGAUGGAGACGUACAUCACAGGCUUGGAGAAGGUGAUGAGGUGCUAUGUGCAGAGGCUGCACUGGCUGCUGUCUGGGAGCCGCAGGCUGUUUGGCACCAUCUUAGAAAGCAAUGUGUGCAUCCUGCUGGACACCUCAGGGUCCAUGGGCCCCCACUUGCAGUGGAUGAAGACAGAGCUCGUUCUACUGAUUUGGGAGCAGCUGAGGAAACACUGUGACCGUUUUAACCUGCUCAGCUUUGCAAGGGACCCACAGCCAUGGCAAAACACCCUGGUAGAAAGCACAGAUGCUGCGUGUCACGAGGCUAUGCAGUGGGUGGCCCACCUGCAAGCCCAGGGGAGCACCUCAGUCUUAACAGCUUUAAUGAAAGCCUUCAGCUUUCAGGAUGUGCAAGGGCUGUAUCUCCUGACGGAUGGGAAGCCAGACACAAGCUGCAGCCUUAUACUCGACACUGUCCAAAGGUUCCAGAAGGAGAGAGGCGUGAAGGUGCAUACUAUCUCUCUGACCAGCACAGACAGAGCAGCAAUUGAGUUCCUGAGGAAGCUGGCUUCCCUCAGUGGAGGCCGUUACCACUGCCCUGUUAGUGAUGAGGCCCUCAGCAGAAUUCAAGGCUUGCUCGCCAGAGGCUUCCUCGAGGAAAGGGAUCCCAAGUUGCCACUGUUUGAAGGUGAUGACUUAAAAAUACUGACCCAGGAGUUCACCAAGGCUAGAAACCUCCUCAAGCAAGCCCAGGUCUUCAGAUCCCAGCUCCUGAAGAAAAAUGGCAUGCAAUCAAAGGUUACUGCUUGCUAGCGACAUGCUCUCAGG
Messenger RNA from Rattus rattus (black rat), 4801 nucleotides. It is a transcript of the gene Vwa3a, whose product is annotated as von Willebrand factor A domain containing 3A. Bases 1319 to 4786 code for a protein of 1155 amino acids. NCBI's taxonomy places the organism in Eukaryota, Metazoa, Chordata, Mammalia, Rodentia, Muridae. The record is from RefSeq and is a predicted model, not a curated record. The transcript is spliced from 32 exons.